AUGUACCUCCCACAGCCGCCCGUUGGCCUGCCAAAGAACAAAGCAACUAAACCGGAUUUUGUUCCAAUAGAGUCACUCGUCUCUUCGGGUGAUUUUCAGCGUAACUUGCGGUGUCGUGCGCCUGGCACUGGGUCCUGGAUCUUCGAUACACCCGAGUAUACCUCAUGGCAUGAUGGUGAUUUGCAAAACAUCCUCACUAUUCAUGGCCCAUCAGGCACAGGCAAAUCGGUCCUCGCAGCAUCUAUCGCAGAAAGACUUCACCAGACUGAGAAGGAUAUUCCUCUUUUGUUCUGCCCUCAGAGACUUCAGACUCCUCUAGUCAAGAGUCCCUGGCGAAGGAGCUUGUCUUCCAUCCUUGUCCGGGACUGGCUUGCCCAGGCAUUUAAAUUCGCACCGGACCUGCAUGGUAAAGUUCGAGAUCUAGCCAGAAGAAGCAAAAGGUCUAGUUACUUCGCAAAAUGGGAGUGGAAGGAUUUGCACGAUGUGAAUCUGAUGCAACUUUGGUCGCUGUUGACCGAGGCGAUUGAAGCUAUUCCCAAAAUUUACUGUGUGAUUGAUGGUGUCAAUGCCUUUCAAGAUGCGGAAGAUACGGAGUUCUUGAAAGAAAUGCUUAAAUGGAAGGAUCUGCAUCCUGGUACUGUCAAGAUAUUGUUCACGAGCAACUCUACUGCACCUAUUGAAGGCGAGAUUCGUCUGGACAUGGACAACGAGCUUGUGUGCCAAGACGUGCGCACGUUCUUGAAUGCCGAGCUGCAAUCAUUCGAUGUGCCUGAUGAUACAGGGUCACUAAUUCGAGAUGCGUUCAGUGAAAAGCCGUUUCUCCAUACCCGCCUCGGACUGUUUGUCCUCAAGCAGGAUAGCAAUGUCAUGGCUAUUUCACAAUUAUUGGACGGGGUGACACCAACGCUGUACGAGUUGUACGAUCUCAUUCUGGAAAAGUGCAGCACCGGUCCAUUUGUGCCCUCGGAUUAUCGACGGUCGAUUUUAUCUCUCUCCCUCUAUCCUGCACGUCGACCCCGCCGUCCAGAACUGCUUGCGGCCCUCGAAGUGGUGUAUGGGCCCGAAGCAAAAGAUAUCAACUUGAUAAAGUCAGCCUUCGGCCCACUGCUAGAGAUCCUAGGCGAUGGCACCCUGACCAUCCUUUGGAAAUCCUUCAUCUCGUACUUACACGAUGAGAACCGAAGUCCAGAAAGCCAGGCCUUGGUACCUGUCAUCUCGCCAGAGGAUGCACACCAGCAUCUGGCAACUAUCUCCAUGAAGGUGUUGAUGGGCAGGUUCAACGACGAAAAGAAACUCGAGGAUGUUAACAAAUCCAAAGAGUGGAGCGCUGCGACGAGGUUUCAGCCUUUCCUGGACUAUGCUGCAUCGAACUGGUUCCUCCAUACUCGAGAGUUACCAAUUAUUACAGGUGAAUUACGAGAAUUACUACUCCAGUGGUUUGGAGAGCGACAGGAAUGUGCAUAUCGCUGGACCGAGGAACUAUGCGCUCCUGAUCCGGAAAAGAUCGACUCUAUCACGCCUAUCCACAUUGCAGCAUGGACAGGAGCUGUUAGCAUGAUACAAAUCGCCGUGGAGGCAGGCUGCUCGUACAAUGACACAAUGAGUGAUGGGACUUCGCCUCUGGCUAUUGCAUCUAAGUAUGGACACGAGGACGUAGUCGUCUAUCUCCUACCUCGAGGCGCGGAUCCAAAUUUAGUCGAUCGAGGUGGUGACAAUGCAAUUGACCUCGCCGCUCGUUGCAAUCAUCUCACAUUAGUACAGAUUCUGAUUCAAGCCAACGCCGAUGUUAAUGUCACCGAGGAAGAAUCGGAAAGGGCUCGUAACUACCGGGGAGGCUGCUCAUCAGGAGGAUGUGAUACCCCCUACCCACGAAGAUCAUCUGCUUUCUCCAAGGCAUUGAUGGCUCAAAGAACGGAGAUAAUCCGGUAUUUGUUACCAUUUGCAACUGACCCCAACGAAAUUGCACAAGGAAUAGAUACGGCUGCCACAAAGGGUGAUAUCCCCAUGCUCGAACUUCUCUUGAGCUCGCCGUUGGCAAAUGUGAACGGCAAAUGGUCCGAUGACACUCCUCUAUUCCGAGCCGGGCUUCCUCACAAUUAUGAAACGAUGAAAUUCCUUCUUGAACGCGGUGCGGACCCUAAUCUAGCAUCAAGAGGACUGCGCUCUCAUGGCUGUGUCAUGGUUGGUUGGAUGCCGGGUGAUCCAGAUUCUAUUCCUCUCCAUGCCGUGGCCGGUUUCGAUGUUGGUGGCGAGCACCACGGGGGCAGUGCCGAAGAAGCGCGCAAGUGCUGUCAGCUACUGUUGGAUGCUGGCAGCAACGUGAAUGCCCAAGGACAUUGCUAUAUGACUCCCCUUCAUAUCAGUGCCUCCAAAAACCUUACCGGAGUAAUGGAGCUUCUGUUGCAACACGGCGCUGACCCAAAUAUGACAGACCAACAAGGCCAAACUGUCUUCGACUCACUCCACGGAAACAAGGAAUCUCUUCGCACUAUUCACAUCUUGGCCAAGCAUGGACUUAAGCUAGAUGAGCCUCGUGGACCAAAGAGAAUUAUCCCCCUAUUCUCAUUGUUCAAAGACACGAGGGGCUUUGGCAAAGACCUCGAUCCAUUGAAGCUGGCCCCUUAUGUCUCUGAUUGGAACGUUACAGACGAGGAUGGUAACACUUUUUUGAACCUGAUGACCAACGCGAAUUAUGCUUCGGAGCCCAAUUUCUUCUCACAGCUUGUCCAGCUCGGCUGUGAUCCCCGAAAAAAGAACAAAGAUGGCCUUGAACCAUUGCACAAGCUCUGCCAUUUUUACCAGGUAUACAACUUAGACAAAGUUGAAGCCGUUGGUCACAUCCUUGUCAAUGCCGGAGGUGAUAUCGAAGCGAAAGAUGCCAAGGGAUGUACACCCUUGCACCAUCUAGUGCAGACCCUGAGAAACCGCGACCCCGAAAAUCAAGAGCCCAUAUCAAAGUUUGUCCGCACGUAUGGGCCCAAUGUAAAUGCCACCGAUGGAGAUGGAAACAGCGCGCUGCAUAUGCUUUUCGAAGGACGGCCUUCCGAGAUUUUUAAGGAUUUAGUGGUUAACUUGGGUGCAGAUGCUCGGGCAACGAACCGGGCGGGCGAGAGCCUCAUGCACGUCUUGAUGAGGGGCAGUCUCGCCGAGGAUGCUGCUAUUCCUGUUCAAUUGGUCCAACAGCUUGCGGAGUAUGGGAUAUCCAGCACUCAUCAAGACCAGAGUGGAAAUACUCCGCUCCAUGUUUUGUGCCAGACCCGACUGAGUUCCAAAGCCAGUACUUGGCCAUCUAAUGAGGCAGUCGAUCUCUUACUUUCUCUCGAUGAUGGUCUAACCCUUGAGAUGGAGAACCACCGGGGCCUGCGCCAAAUCCAUACCGCUGCGGCAAACAACAAGCUGCUCGUGGCGAAACUCAUUUCAAAGGGUGCUUCUACGUCGAACACAACAAAGAAUGGCCAGAACAUUCUUCAUAUCGCUGCUUCAGCUCGUGAAGGAGACAUAGUGGGGUUCAUGGUCGACCAUUACCAAAAGAACGGAAACCUUGGUCUAUUCUUAGAUCAGCCCGACGAGGUUGGAUGUACACCAUUACAUGCAGCCUGCAAGGUUGGGUUUCACGAGAGUGUCCGCCUCCUUGUGGAAGCUGGAGCGAAGCUUGAUGCUCGUGACAAUGCCGGCUGUACGCCCUUGGAUAUCUGCAAGCAAUUACUUGACGAAGUGGUCAAAAACAGCGGAGAUGCCUGGGACAGCAAUAUUAGCUACGGCUACCAGCCCUACCAGCAUGGCCAGUUUGGUUCCGAGCCAAAUACUCAAACAAACGACGGAGGGCAGAUGAUGGAGAUUAUUUAUUUCCUUGGUCAGGCUAUGGAUGAAUCACCUGUCCUCAGAGGAGAUUAUAUGCCGAACACCCAGAGACGAGUCUAUCGCCAAUCUUGCUUUGCACCAGUCAUCAGGAAGGGCGACUACGGCGUGUUCCGGAAAUGUAUCGACCAAGGCAUGAAAUUCACUCCUAGGGAUAAUAAGCGCAUACUUGACCCUCUCACGAUCGUCGUGAAUGGUGGCUAUGCUUUCUUGUUUGACUUGAUCGCUCAGUCGUUCCCGAAUAAUUCCUUUUUCAUGGGAAACGAGGAUGUGGCGCCGUACUUUUUGACUGCUAUCACGAGAACACAGCCAAACAUGCAAAUCCUGCAGUUGCUGGUGGAGAAGUUUGGAGCAGACGUGAACAUGAGAAAAAGAGGCUCCACUAGCAUCUGGACUGGCCAGUACGACGCCUGUGAGUCUGGUGCCCUUCAUAUCAUUGCUCGGGGCUAUAUCUGGUGGCACAAAGAAGCCCUCAAAUACCUGCUGGCGAAGGGAGCCGAUCCCAAUUUGAAGGACGGCAAGGGAAGGACAGCGCUGCAAUUGGCCGUGAAAAGUGCAUAUCAUGGUGCAUUCAUGAGCAAAGAAAUCAUGUGGAUUUUGCUGGAACAUGGCGCUGAUCCAAACCUCCCCGAUGAGAGCGGAAUUGCACCUUUAGACGAGAAGAUCAGGGAUCCUGAAGUGACUGAACUUCUUGUUCGCUUUGGGGGCAAGCCAAAUCACCCCGAUCGCUCCUUCGCACUGUGCAAGGCCAUCACGAAGCGUGAUCUUCAAGCCGUUCGGGAUCUCUUGGAGUCGGGACAAGACCCCAAUAUCCUGCCACCCGAGGAGCCUCAAUUGUCAGAUUCGUCGACUCAAGCAGGUGGACCAAGCAAAAAACGGAAGGCUCCCUUUGACAUGGCUGCAUUUCUAAAUCGUCCCAGGAUGGGAUAUCCCCUCGAGAUCGCCGUAACCGAUAUCUCCGAUGUGAACCGCCAUCCCGAUGCCUUAACCAUCAUAAGACUUUUGCUAGAACACGGUGCCGAUCCGUUCAAGCAAAGCAAACAUAACGAGAAAACAACCAUCCUGCACCAUCUCCUUGAAAAUGCGGAAAGCGCGGAUGUAUGUGAGAUACUUCUCGGCCUGGAUGGCUUAGGCCUCGAGACUCGCGACUCAUGUGGCAAUACGUUGUUUCUGGCAGCUUGCAAGUACUGGGAACGACGAUGGAAAAGUAUCCUAGACGUUCAUCCUAUGCGUUACAUGGCUCUUCGUCAAAGGGGUGCUGAUAUUCGUGUCACGAACAACAAUGGAGACAACGCGUUACAUAUCGUUGUAUCCCUUCCGGGCAGACAUCGAGACGAAAAGGAUAGAAAAGCGGCCAUGUCUACGUUGAUUGGCCAGUGCCCUGAAUUAGUCCAUCAGCGAAACAACGAUGGCUUCACGCCUUUCCAGACUGCUUGGAAAAAUAAUGAUUCGGACUGGUCUUGGCAGGUUCUACUCGAUGCAGGAGCUGAUUUUACCACAGCGGCUCCAGAUGGGACCACUGUGCUUCAUGCAUCCCUGACAGUCCGUCCGGACGGGGUGAAAUGGGUCAAACGCUUCCUGGAUAUAGGUCUGGAUUUGAAUGCUCGAAACAGAGAUGGGGAGACACCGGUAUUUGCUUGGGUGAGAUCUCCACAGCCUUUGGUGGAUGAGAUGCAGCAGUUGUUGAAGGCUCCAGAUGAGAGUUUGGACGACACCGAUGAAGAGGAAGAGGAAGGACUAUUCAUCAGAACGAUUUCUUUCUUGAAAGAGGCGGGCUUUGAUUUCCAUCUUGUCAAUUCCCAUGGGCAGAACUUGCUGCAUGUCAUUGCUCAGUCCGGUGUUGAGAAGCGUGGAAUUUUUGGCGAUCCCGCGCCGCGAAGAGCGCUUAUCUUGUUUAAGGAAUUCGUUGCAUAUGGAUUGGAUCCUUCUGUUCAAGAUACGAGGGGCUGGACUGCAUUGGACUAUGUUUUGUCUACUGGCAAUGAGAAACUCUCAGAUUGGUAUGCCGCACGCUAG
Molecule: messenger RNA, 5874 nt
Organism: Penicillium subrubescens
Lineage: Eukaryota; Fungi; Ascomycota; Eurotiomycetes; Eurotiales; Aspergillaceae
Product: Ankyrin repeat-containing protein
Exons: 2
Coding region: 1-5874 (1957 amino acids)
Molecular function (GO): protein binding
Source: RefSeq, a predicted model, not a curated record